AUGGUGCCUAGAUACGAGCUCGUGACAUACAGCUGCCUCCACUUCACCAUCUACUCGGUUUCUGACACACCUUCACCAAUCCCCGACGACGAUAGCCUUUUUGGACUCUGGACCAAGCCGACCGUCAAAUACCGGCACAAUAACUGGAGAUGCGCGCGCCCCGAGUGCCAGAAUAUUCAAGACUGGCCAACUCGAAUAGACGCCGCAGUCCAAAACAUCAGGCAAUACCUCGAGUCGACAUCAGAGCAGUACGAGAACGUGGGCUACGAGUAUCAUGGUAUUCAUGUUGCCAUCAAGGCGCACUGGUCGCGACCCGAUAUUAAAUACAUCUCAUUAGCGCACGAGCAGUUUGGAAUCCGCACUUGCGACUGGUGGGACGAUCCCUUCUUCGAUAGGUGGCACGAAAUUUGUGACCUGCUAGGGGAAAUACAAGGCUUCAUCACCGAAGGACUCGACGACAGCGCCAUUAUGUCAGUCGCUAAUAGGAUCAACAAGUGUCGAGGACUCCUUGGCCGGAUUGAGCGCCGAAUGCAAAAGCUCAUGUUGGGCGUCAAGCAAUUGAAGCAGAAUGAGGAUGAUUACGGUCCAUGGGCUAGGAGUGUACAGAAGCCAGCGAGUGCCAGCAAGAAGGAGGGCCCUAUGCAGCCCACGGCGAUGCUCGCCUCAAUAGUGUUAGAGAAGUGGAUGAAAAGACAGGCGGGAUUUUUGGACUAUUUCCAACUACGCGAUGCGGACAGAGUUGAUGGAUGA
Molecule: messenger RNA, 750 nt
Organism: Pseudocercospora fijiensis CIRAD86
Lineage: Eukaryota; Fungi; Ascomycota; Dothideomycetes; Mycosphaerellales; Mycosphaerellaceae
Exons: 1
Coding region: 1-750 (249 amino acids)
Source: RefSeq, a predicted model, not a curated record